Symbiodinium sp. CCMP2456 is the source of this 1254-nucleotide messenger RNA. The record is from the annotation of a GenBank genome assembly. Lineage: Eukaryota; Dinophyceae; Suessiales; Symbiodiniaceae.
AUGGCUACUCUGCUGUACUUUCUGGAGGCGGAGUCGGGCAUGCUGCUGCGGCGGAUGCUGACGCCGGCGGAGAUCCUCCUUCUGUUGCAAGUCGACAGGUCCCCGACCCUGAGAAGACUGGCGUGGGCUCGUCGCGUUCUAUCAGAUGCAGCCAGGCUACGCCGGGUCAUGGAACCCUUGAGGACUAUACAACUGCGCUUCCCCGGCUUCAACGUUCCCGUGAACAUCAGGUGCACGAAGUACUGGUCUCCGCCAGACCCGUCGGACCCGCUGCAGACCUUGGGUCCCGUGGAGGAUCUACUCUAUUGGAUGGACGACUUCGGACUCGGAGGGUUCUCCCCCGGCGAAGCGGUGCUGGUGAUGAACGCAUGGCCGAGAGCGACAAGAGACGUGGGCGCAGCUUUGAGCGACCUUCUGGAAGAAUCAGAGAGCGAGUUCUUCUACUCGGCCAGGCCCGCCGCCCGCUUGCCAGGGACCCAACUCGGGCCCGCUCUAGUGAACGUAGUCGUCUUUUUCACCUACAGAGGGCUGGACGGUGCAGGAGCAGGCGCGGAGCCGCCUCGGCCCGUUCAUGUCUACUCCCAAGCAGGGCAUCUCGCAGCCGCUUCAGCUUCAAUCGGAGAGCACACGCAGGGCUUCACGCGGAACCCGUCGCCUUUCAUGUCGACCAUCGACUACUCCAAGUGGGAUCAACUUCAGAGCAGCAGCGACGAGGAGGACUUCGGGAACCCCAUCCCGCCGCAAUCUCCGCGACAGCCGGUGACGAUUGGCUCGUUUGCAGUGGCCGACCCCUGGCGCAAGUGCAGUCCGCAAGUGCGACGCGAAGUGCUCAGGGAGGAGAAAAUUCUCCACAGGUUCGUGCAAGAGCACCCCUGCCCAUCCGAGAAGGUCCUCCGGCGUUGGCUGCGCAGUAUGAGCAGCGCAGAGGAAACAGUGCCCGGAGAGCUGACGUUUGCGUGGGUGAUGAAAGAUAUGGGAUGGCACUCGGAGCACCUGGCGUGGUUCCACUAUCCGUCCUUCAGGGAUCUCUGGCAAGCGGCAGCUUUUCAAACAGCCGAGGCCUUCACAGUCCAGCGCAGCGCGGGCAGCACCCUUUACCAGCGCGGCGGCAAGGGGUGCAUGCAGUUCAACUUCUAUGCACUGCAGCACGCCAUGUGCGGGGAACAUUUCCACACGGACGCGCCGCUACCUGUGUACUCGUACGCUAAACGCCUGGAGCAUGUUUGGGACGGGAUCGGAUCAUGGCGAGCAUAG